UUCGCAAGGCAAACCCCCCCGGCCUCCCCUGAAGAAACCCCAGCCCACACCUCCCGGCGAUGGCAUCGGCAUCGGCGGCCGCCGCCGCCGCGGAGUGGGGGGCGGCGGAGCGGAAGGUGCUGGUGGCGCGGAAGCCCUGCUUCGGGCUCCCCACCGCCUGCCCCACCAGCCUCCCCGUGCUCCUCUACCUCCGCCUGGCGCAGGUCCCCUUCGACGUCCACGUCGACACCUCCUUCCCCGAUGCCGAUCACAUACCAUAUGUCGAAUUCGGUGAUUGCGUGGCGUUCAACAAUGAGAAAGGAGGUGUGAUUGAAUACCUGAAGGGGGAGAAAAUUGUCGACUUGAACUCAAAGCUCACAAGUGUUUCACCUUCCGAUGUGCUGUCCACAAAGGCCAUGGUUUCGACCUGGCUUGCGGAUGCUUUGCAGUAUGAACUCUGGGUGGUUGAUGAUGGAAGCAUCACGCAUGAUAUCUACUUCUCUGAUCUUGCCUGGCCCAUCGGAAAGAUACUCCACUGGAAGAAAACUAGAGAUGUGAAGCACCUACUGGGUAUAACGAAGCUUAAUUCUGCAGAGAAAGAAGAAGAGAUAUACCAGAAGGCAAGUGCUGCAUAUGAAGCGUUGUCUCUGAGAUUAGGGGAUCAAAUCUUUCUAUUUGAUAAUAGCCCUACAGAUGUUGAUGCUCUUUUGCUUGGACAUGCUCUUUUUGUCCUCAAUGCAUUGCCUGAUACAUCUGUGCUGAGGGGCACUUUGCAGAAGCAUGAAAACUUGGUGAAUUUUGUCGAACACCACAAGGUUCAAUUGCUGGAAGACUCAUCAUCAUCAGGGUUAGGAUCAUCACCCAGUCCAUCAUCGUCAUCCACCCCUAGGAAAAGAGCAUCUGCUGGCCAAAGUUAUAAGCCAAAACCCAAAGCCAAGAAGGAACGGACCGAGGAGGAAAAGAAAUUCAGGCAAAGAGCAAAGUACUUCCUGGCCACACAGCUUGUUGCAGUCCUUGUGUUCCUAUCACUGAUGGGCGGGGUUGAUAGUUCGGAGCUAGAUGAUGAUGACGGCAUGGACUAUGAAGAUUAGAACCUCCCUAUGUUGUACUACAUGAUUCGUUCCAAGGCCAAUCUGCCCCCUUGCUGGGUGCUGUGAAAAUCUGUUCCCACCAUUAGUAGUGAGACGUGAUACACUUGAUGCUGUAACUAGGAAUACACUGAGCUGGUUAGCCUUCGGCAGUUUCAUAAUCUGUACGCGUACUUGGCUCGACCUUUUUUGCAGCUUCAGCGAACCCAACUGUAAGCAAAUUCGAAUUUUGGUGUUUAUGGAGAUGCUUCUUUGAUACAGGACGGAUCUGUUGCCCUGAACUUGUGUUCAGUCAUUAAAUGAAUAAAGUGAACCGGGUACUGAUUUGCAAAA
Messenger RNA from Panicum hallii, 1400 nucleotides. Its product is annotated as mitochondrial outer membrane import complex protein METAXIN. NCBI's taxonomy places the organism in Eukaryota, Viridiplantae, Streptophyta, Magnoliopsida, Poales, Poaceae. Gene Ontology annotation, biological process: mitochondrion organization. The transcript has 6 exons. Gene Ontology annotation, cellular component: SAM complex. The coding region runs from base 60 to 1070 and encodes 336 amino acids. The record is from RefSeq and is a predicted model, not a curated record.